Molecule: messenger RNA, 582 nt
Organism: Cadophora gregata
Lineage: Eukaryota; Fungi; Ascomycota; Leotiomycetes; Helotiales; Ploettnerulaceae
Exons: 2
Coding region: 1-582 (193 amino acids)
Source: RefSeq, a predicted model, not a curated record
AUGUCCAUCGUCGUUGUCCGCGGUGGCCCGGCGAGUCAAGUCGUUCCAGGCUACUACACCUGCUCGCAAGAGAUCUGUAGCGCGGAAGGCUGCGUCCCUACCGGCGUCGAGAUACAUUGCAUGAACGCGGAGCCCAAUGGUUUCGAUAUGACUUACAACGGGCUCACAAUGCAGUGCGACGGCACAUCGACCUCAUACCCUUAUAAAGAUUGCAGCUGCAUUAUUGACUAUACUGGAUGUCCGACUGGGUCAUCGAUUACCGUUGUCGGACUAGGCGAUUCGAGUGGCGGCAGUGGUAGCGGGAGCAGUGCGACUUCAACCUCUGACAGUGGAGGUAGUGGUAGUGGGAGUAGUCCGACUUCAACUGCUGGGAGUGGAGGCAGCGACAGUGGAAGCAGUCCAACCCCAACUACGAGUAGCGAUAGCGGAGGGUCGGCAGCGACGAGUACAGGGACAGGUGGUAACAGUAACUCAGGUGGCGGCGGUAAUUCUUCCAAUGCUGUGGCAUCUGUGCGAGUUCGUUUGACUGAUGUUAUCUUUGUUUCGGUUGUGCUAGCUUUAUGUGGUGGCCUGUUGCUUUAA